Molecule: messenger RNA, 5562 nt
Organism: Plectropomus leopardus (leopard coralgrouper)
Lineage: Eukaryota; Metazoa; Chordata; Actinopteri; Perciformes; Serranidae
Gene: slc66a2
Product: solute carrier family 66 member 2
Biological process (GO): phospholipid translocation; retrograde transport, endosome to Golgi
Cellular component (GO): trans-Golgi network; endosome
Source: RefSeq, a predicted model, not a curated record
CAGAGAAGAGAAACCAAACACACUGGGCCGGUCAGCGAGGAAACAAUUGUAAAAAAAGAGACCUAGGACAAAAAAAAGAAUGCUGAUUUUGUUCCAAGUUCCUGAAAAUUUCAAGGGCUCCUCAUACAGUUUCAGGAACAUUUGGAGUUUCUUCUUCUGAGUUAAGUGCAGCGUUUCAAAGAGCGCGAGCUAGCAUCAACACAAGUACUGACUCGGAGAAAUGGGACGCAUUGAGCACAUUAGCAGCCGUGUCCAGCACUGCAAACACUAGUCAGCGUUGUUCUGUCGGUGCUGCGCGUAACAUAUUGAUGCUCUCACUACUUGGACUUUCCUCACAUGUUUCCGUAACGUUAGCUCGUCGUUUUUGAUUCACUGCCUAGCUUGUGAUGGCGUGGCACUAGCUGCCUCUUUGUGUAACCGGUGUGUGGACUCUGCAUGGAGAACACGGAUGUUCCUCUUUUUACAAAGUCAUUACAAGGAACCAGAGGAGGAUAACAACCUUAAAACAGCCUCCACUGAGUCUGUGACAGCCAGCUGACAUCAUUCCACAACUUGUAGCCCCGCUGGUGGACUGGUGAGCAGCUGAACAUGGAAGAUGAGGUGUUUGACCAGAUUGUGUUCGUGUUUCACAACCUGGUGUCGUGGAUCGCUGCUGGUGCCAUGGUGUUUGGUGGACUGGUGCCCUACAUUCCCCAGUACAGAGACAUCCGGCGGACCCAGAAUGCAGAGGGGUUCUCCACAUAUGUGUGCCUGGUCCUCCUGGUGGCAAACAUCCUCCGGAUACUCUUCAGAUUUGGCCGCUACUUCGAGACGCUGCUGCUGUGGCAGAGCAUCAUCAUGAUCGCCACCAUGCUUGUCAUGCUGAACCUGUGCACCAACGUCCGCAUGGCCACUGAACUCAACACCAAGAGGCGCUCCUUCAUAGCGACAGACAGUAAGGACGAGGAGAUCAGAAUCCCUAAGAGGAUCUUUCUGGACUUUGACUGGAACUACUUCUGGUUGUGGAGUCGCUUCGUGGACUACAUCCAGUGCGUGCUGGCCUUCACGCUGACGGCGGCCUACAUCACCUACCUCUUCCUGGACUCUGCGCUGUUCGUGGAGUCGCUGGGCUUCCUGGCCGUCUUCACCGAAGCCAUGUUGGGGACGCCACAACUCUACUGCAAUUACCAGAACAAGUCCACAGAGGGCAUGAGUAUCAAGAUGGUGCUGAUGUGGACCAGCGGCGACACCUUUAAAACAGGCUACUUCCUGCUCACCCAGGCUCCUGUGCAGUUCUGGACAUGUGGCCUGCUGCAGGUUUUCGUGGACUUUGCCAUUCUGUUCCAGGUUUACUACUACAGUCGAUACCCACAGAAACCAGUGUCCCACACCGUGUCCCACACCACCAGUGCCAAAGCCCUCUGAAAGCCUGUGAGAGCUCUCAAAGGACAUGUCAAACACAGCGGUGAGGAAGCACUUCUAGAGGUGCUGUGGACGUGUAUAAACACACAUGAGUGCCGAAGCACCUUGAGAUGAUGCAGGCUGCUCACCCUCAUCCACAAGUAUACAUAAAGACACAUACACACCCAUAAAUAAGGCAUGGACAUACACAGACACUCGGAGGUGUUGACGUUUGUAGCAAUACCCGAAGGACACUUGUUACAAACAAACUCAACCUUUUCAUUUUUAUUUAUCCUCCUGACUCUUUCUCAAAGUGACUGUAUGCUCGUGUUUAGGAAUGCAGACUCCUCAAAGAAUAUAUCCUUGAACUGACUUGUGCAUGUGGAGAUUAGUAUGCGCAUACAUGAAUAUAUACAGUAAGCAAACGCAGAUGUAGGCGCUGAGAUCUGCGCUCGAGGAAGUAAGGACCAACGUUUGUCGUCCGCUUUUAGCCGAUGAUUGUUGCAUGGACCCUCUGCCUUAAAACACACUCAUUCAAACACGGCUUGCUGCGAUACCAGCAAUAGAAAUGUAUGAAUCAAAAAAAAAAAAAAAAUCUUGAUAGACAAUGUAACUGAAUGUACAAAAUGACUUUUGUUAUUUAGUUGUUUUUCCCCAACACAGUGGAGAAAUGCUGGUCAGUCUACCACUUGUUGGACAGACGGUUGCCGUGUGCUGUGGCACACUCGAUCUCUGAAAUGGAAUUGUAAGAAAAGUCGAGGCAAUCAGACUUUACCAAAAGAGGGAAAAAUGCCAAAGGCUUGAAGAUUGAUUGCAUUGGCUUUUUUAAAAAUGAGUGGCCUUGUGGGUAACAGAGUCUUGAGAAAAUCCAGGUUUGUAAAAAAAGGUGUUUAGUUGUUGGAAACAUGAAAGAUCAUGAUCAGUGUUCAGGCUGCGUACAGUAGGCCGUCGAAAGGUCAAUGUCAAGAUUUUUAUACUGAAGCUGUUGCUAAUUUUUUUUGUCUAUAAUUUUGAUCAUUUUCAUUCCGCAAAUUCCAAAAGCACCACAGGAGUCAGUUCAUCCUCAGAUCUCACCACUCUUAAGAUGCAUUUAGACUUAACUCAAAGUGACGAAGAAGAAGAAAUACUUCACCCACAAAAUGACCAUUUGUAUGUCAGUAAGAAAACGCUGCUCUCACGUUUCCAUGGUAAACAGAGAAUCCAAAAUAGGCGACUAUUCUUAAUGAAGUCAUUGGGAUGCACUUUUAACAACAGCAAUACUUUAACAAAACAUUUGUUGACAGACUCUCACGCAGCUCAUGUAGUAAAAUCUAAGUCUCAUGUAUCCAUUCGUACGCUCAGUACUUUUCAAUCAGAUGCAUUUUUGCUAAAACGUUACUUUUUAAAGGCCCUGACAUACCAAGCCGACGCUUGUCCUUCAAGUCAGUUUUGGGCCAUCGGUGAGCAUCUGUUGACCUAGUCUUGACCUCGUCUGCUUUUUUUUUUUUUUUUUUUUUUUUAGCCAAUUCAACAUAUAGUAUCUGCGUCGGAGACUCAGCACAGCUGUGAUUGAGAUAACUGUUCAGCCCAGCUCAGUGUAAGAGAAGAGAAAGUGAGGAAAGCAUACAAAGAGCUAAACACCAGGGGGAGUGAGAUAGAAAUCACCUCGAUAUAUGAGGUAAGAUUAUUUUCUUUAGCAGAAACGUCACCUGGUGGUUUGUGUUAUUAUUCAAUGGCACAUGGUGAAUAUGCUUUGUUUUUUCAAUGUUGAAUUGUGUUGUUGAUGUGCCAACUGGCUAACUAGUGUCCGAUGGGUCGUUCCGUUUCCGUUUGAAGUAGGGUUACAUGCGGUUGCAGUCUGCUUAUAUGGAGAGUUAUUUCCUCUCACGUAGGUGCAGAACGUACAUGCUCUUUGGCCAUCAGUGUGUUUAUGUGCAACUUUUUGGCCGAGACACAGGCGACUUUUGUCGCCACUACUUCUUUGAUGUCUUCUUGAUGUUUGGUCUAUCUGGGCUUUAAACAUUAGUACAAACAGUCUCAUUCACGAAGUAGCAUGAGUGGGCUCGUACAUGUGUUUGAAUUUUGCUGCUCAAGCAGAGCUCCUCUGAAACCGCGUGCUUAGGCACACUCAGGGCGCCCUACUUGUCAGCGUUAUUGUUUCAUAUUGUAAUGUUUUAGCAAAAAUGCAUGCAUUUUGCAGGUCGUGAGCAUACAACUAGAUAAAUGAGAUGUGGACAAUACUGAUAUGUGACUUUUGAUAUAGUUUUGCUUUUGUCAAACGUGAACCCCAAUGACUUCAAUUCAUCAAGAGUUUCCCAUCUUUUUUGUGUUCUUUCUGUGUUCAUCCCAGAAGAAUGUAAGUUAAAAAAAACAUGUUUUCUUCCACAAUUCAAGGCAACAGGUGGUGAAUAAUUUGUCUACAAAUUGUCAUUAUGCAGGUGAAGUAUUCCUUUAAGUCAAGGCAUAAUUGCAUAUGAAGUUACUGAUAUAAGUGGGUGAGAAUAUGCUCUGGACAGGGAAAAGUGAAGCAAGUCAUCAUUAGUUGAGAAGGUGUACUUUUGGUUAAAAACAAAAAAAACUGUUUUAUGUCAGUUUAUAAAUCUACUUCAUAAAGUUACAUGGAAUAGAAUGAAACAACAAAGAUGAUCUCAGAAGUGAUUUUGGUGGGUGCAGAGGUUAUUUUUGCAGAUGGAAAUUACAGCGAAAGGAUCACUUUUUAGAGACUGAUAUUUCUGAAUAUGUUCAGCAAAAUCAUAUCUUCCCUUCAUGUUGGCCGUGCAUAAGACUGACUGGCCAGUUUAUUAUUCAUACCUCAGAUCCAAUAACAUCCCCUGAUAUCCCUCCUCAUGACUCCACAUCAUUGUAUGUGGCUGCUUUGGGCAGGUUGGGCUCAUUACCAUUUUGUCACAAGAAAUUAAUUUCCUGUUCAGAUGGAGAAGCAGCCACAUAACACAGUGAGGAUUUUGUUUGUUACUGUUGUUGUUUUGUAAUCUUUCUCUGGGGAGGAGAGAAAUGCCAAACCAGGAGGUGUCAGGACUGUCAGCCCGUCAGUGAACUGUGUACCAGAGCAGACCUGAUUCUGUCCUCCUCUUCGAAGCCUCAAGAAACGGAAACUUCCCUUUUGUUCCAGAGGGACGUGGCUGGAAUUUUUUUUAGGAAUAUUUAGUUCUACACUCUUAAAUAUACAAAAAGACACAGUGGCUCCUUGGUUUCUUAGCUGUGGAUGUGCACUUUUGUUUGCAUUCACACCUUUUUCAUCACCAUAUUUAUUUUGUUAUCCUUUAUUUAAAAAAAAAAAAAAAAUCUUCAAAUGCAAGUGCAAGAUGGUGUAUUCCUGUUGUGUUAUUCAGACAGUGGUGAGGGUGACUGUGUUGUAUGGAUCAUGUGAGAUACCUGACAGGUUCAUGACCUCAGAGUUUCACUUUGUUUCAUCCAAUGUAUCAGUUUUUCUGUUUAUUUUUUGUACUUUUGUAUCGUUUAUUUUAUUCACUUAAAAAUAUGAAGGUAUUUUCCCAUAGAAACAGCCAAGUUGUGCGUUGUCUUAACUGUGAAACCUACACCUAAUUCAUAAUGUACCAAAAUAUCAUUACCAGUAUGUUUUUUAUGCCAUUUUUAUUUUACUAUUUUACAUUUUAGUUUGUUUCAUUUUUCUUUUAAACUGCCAAUUGUUCAUCUGAAUAUCCAAUGACAUUCAGGCUUGUAACAGGUUCUGUAUGCGACAUUCAGUGCAUUAAUAUAGCAGGAAACUACUUUUUGCUAUGGAAAGACAUAGUGGAGAAAUGGCGUCCUGAGCUUCUCUGUUUUUUUUAUUUUGGUAGCCAGUCUGCGAGCAUGAUAGAGCAUGUAAGUUCCUUGCUGUCACUGUCAUUUUUUUAUUUAUAGUAUAAAAAUAUCCCAAGUGCACUGCAUUUUCCCAUACAUCUCAGUGUGGACAUACUUAUGCACCCAAAACAGCAAGUUUCCAGUUUAGGAUACUUUCUCUCCCAAGUCAACAGUGCUAGGAAUGUUCGCCUUCUUCGCACCAUCGGCUGGUAGCUGCCAGCUCAGCUACUUCAGUAUUGGGAACCAAGUGCAGACAAUCCUGGCUCAGGCUAUAAAUCAUGAAUGUCCAAAAUGUCGCAUACGGCUCCUUUAACCCUUUGAAACCUGAACAAAUUGGCUUGAUUUCUUUUAAAAACAUGGGAAGAAGGAAGAAAUGAAGAA